AUGGCAAAUAUGAAGGACAAGCAGUUACAUUUGAUUAUUAUUUCCGUUUUGUUAUUUCUUGCGUUUCUGUUCUCUGUCAUUGCGGUUGCAACUCCGGGUUGGCACAAUCUGUUUACGGUCUCGUUUCUGCAAGAGUAUGAACGAACAAAAGCAGGCAUCGUCGCACUGUGGGCAGUCGGAUGCAGCGUGCUUAUUCUGCUUGGAAUUAUCUGUCUUUGCAUUUCUGCCAUUAUCUUGCUAGCGCGUUUCUUUGGUCAAGGGCGGGGGAAAGCAAUUCUGGGCGGUGUUCUCUGCAUUUUUACAGGAUGCAUUUACGUAGUUGCGCUUGGUAUAUUUAUGGCGCAGUACAAACCAGGAACCGGAGUUUAUGGAUACAGCUUCGGUUUACUUUGGACGUCGGUUCCAAUUUGUUUUGCCGCUGGUGUUUUCUUUAUUUUGCUAAAGGAUGACGAGUUUUUGAAGUCCGAGUUGAAGUACAGCGCUGGAGAAGGAAGCAGAAUGACCGAUGCACAAUAA
Messenger RNA from Ciona intestinalis (vase tunicate), 516 nucleotides. RefSeq lists its product as uncharacterized. The record is from RefSeq and is a predicted model, not a curated record. NCBI's taxonomy places the organism in Eukaryota, Metazoa, Chordata, Ascidiacea, Phlebobranchia, Cionidae.